Molecule: messenger RNA, 676 nt
Organism: Panonychus citri (citrus red mite)
Lineage: Eukaryota; Metazoa; Arthropoda; Arachnida; Trombidiformes; Tetranychidae
Exons: 4
Coding region: 105-605 (166 amino acids)
Source: RefSeq, a predicted model, not a curated record
GUUGCACCUGAACGCUAAACUUGAUAUCCCUUGAUUGUCUUUAUUAUAAAUUGAUUAAUUUCAACAAGUAACAACUCAUCAGCAAUUAAAAGUGAAAAAAAGAAAUGAAAAUGUUUUCAUCAAUAUUGUUUACGAUUGUAACUUGUUUGAUUGUUUCAACUCAAUCAAUGGAUGCUGAAUUAGACCGACCAGCAGAUUAUGAAAGAGAUGGUAUUCAACAUUCAUAUCAUGUUGAAUUCAUAACUGGACCAAUGGACUAUCAGCCUAAACCAAUGCCGAUUACUUUACUUAUGUUGAAAAAGGUUAAUAAUUAUGAAGGAGUAGGAGAUGGAGUUGAUUUAUCACCAUCAUUCCAAUUCAAAGCAAAUUCAAAGUAUCAAUUUGAUAUCAAAACCGAUAUGCCUUUUGAUCAAAUUGAUUACAUUGUUCUUGAAUGGCAAGACUUAGGUGAGAUUUAUGGAGCUGUUGCUGAUAUUAAUUUCGAUACUGCAACAAUUACUCAAACUACAAUAUCAAUUCUUUCGUCGAGUAAAAAAUUCUGUGCUGACAAAUCACCACGAAACGUAGUUGGAAGUAUUGGUGGAGCGACUUUUUAUCCGUGUUAAUUGUCAUAAAAAUUAACUGAAACGAUUUGGUUUAUCUAAUUUCCUAUUAAAUUUUCAAUUUACUAUCCCAA